AUGACCCAAGAUGCCCCCUCCGACUUGCGCUACGUGCGGUACGACAGCGCCCGCGAGAAUGAAUACGUCGCCGCCAUGCGCCAGCUGAUCUCCAAAGACCUAUCCGAACCAUACAGUAUCUACGUCUACCGUUACUUCCUCUACCAAUGGGGGGACCUGUGUUUCCUAGCAAUGGAUGACAAGGACGAGAUGGUCGGUGUGGUGGUGUCAAAGCUGGAGCCGCAUCGCGGUGGCCCACUACGAGGGUAUAUCGCCAUGCUGGCCGUGCGCGAGGAAUACCGGGGGCGGGGAAUUGCGACUAAAUUGGUUCGUAUGGCCAUUGACGCAAUGACCGAGAGGAAUGCGGAUGAGAUCGUCCUCGAAACUGAAAUCACCAAUACCGCCGCAAUGAAACUCUACGAGCGACUGGGCUUUUUACGGAGCAAGCGACUACACCGAUAUUAUCUAAACGGCAACUCUGCCUACCGGCUCGUUCUAUAUCUUAGGGAAGGGGUUGGCUCGAUUCGAACGUCGUUUGACCCGUAUGGUCUACCUCCACCUCCGCCUAUGGAUCAGUCAUACCAAACUCCCACAGCCACACAAGGGAAUGGGAGUUGA
Messenger RNA from Penicillium cataractarum, 597 nucleotides. Its product is annotated as peptide alpha-N-acetyltransferase MAK3. Bases 1 to 597 code for a protein of 198 amino acids. The transcript has 2 exons. Gene Ontology annotation, molecular function: protein-N-terminal amino-acid acetyltransferase activity. Gene Ontology annotation, biological process: N-terminal peptidyl-methionine acetylation. NCBI's taxonomy places the organism in Eukaryota, Fungi, Ascomycota, Eurotiomycetes, Eurotiales, Aspergillaceae. Gene Ontology annotation, cellular component: NatC complex. The record is from RefSeq and is a predicted model, not a curated record.